Dentiscutata erythropus is the source of this 592-nucleotide messenger RNA. NCBI's taxonomy places the organism in Eukaryota, Fungi, Glomeromycota, Glomeromycetes, Diversisporales, Gigasporaceae. The record is from the annotation of a GenBank genome assembly.
GUCUGAGCAGACAAACAAGUCAUCACAGUCUAGGAUGGAACGAAUGGAAGCCACGAAUUCAGGAAAAAAGCCAGAUCUACAAGUUUUGUUAAAGCUUGACACAGUGGAAAAUGAAAUAGUACUUGCUGAGGUUUCACGAUUACUGCCUCAACAAGAUAAAGAAAUUAUCGACUGGAAGAAAUUGGUACGUAUUUGUAAAGAUUGGUUUGAUGAACGAUAUAACGUUUUUUUUGAUGGGAGGGAUGAUACUACCGAUACAGCCAGAUUGAUAAAUGUCAAGCUAGGGAAAGUUCCUGUUUUAGGUAUCCAAGUAAUACGAGAUCGUGUGAUCGUUUCUGCGUUAGACUUAUUUGAAGAUGAUUUUUAUCGGGUUUUUCGAAUAUGUGAGUUGGUUAUACCAUUACGUAUUUCCUCACGCCCGAUAGUUGAAGAAUUUUUAAAGAACGCCCUUAAAAUGAGGUUCGUGGUGGAGAAAAUCAUUGCAAUGUCUGUUGACGUGAAAGACGAAAUUAGUCUUUUGCCGGUAACUGAAGAUCGGGCCCCAUCAACAUCAAUAAUGUCGACAACAUAUUCUUCACCAAAAAAUUCUUAG